GUAUACGCUAGUCGCUCGCGGUCAUCCGUGAUGAUCCGUGAGUCACGAGCGUGUGGGGAAAGAGGGUCGACGAUGACCCGACGACGACGCCAGCGUCUUCCGUAGGCCACGCUAGCCCCGCGUACACGCCGCACGCCGCCCGUCGUCGCGACGCCACGCACUCCUCCUCCUCGGAGGAGCGUUCCGCGCCGCUGUUCGCGUAGACGCUUUCGCGCCUCCACUCCGCGUCUCUCGUCGCCGCGAGGAAACGCGGCGGUGGCCUGGUGGCGUUGAUCGCGUUUCCUCGUCCCGAGAGCCCGAUGCGCUCCUCCCCGCGAGACCAUGGCAUCGGUGAAGGUGGCCGUGAGGGUUCGACCCUUCAACAAGAGAGAGGUAGCGAUGAACGAGAAGCUGAUUGUGCAGAUGAGCGGCAAGAGGACGCGGAUCUUCAGCACCAAGGUGAGCACCAUUUCGCCAGCGGCGCGCGUCACUUCCAUCCGCCCUUGUCGAAAUGUACGGGGGGGUGGCACCUCUGCUUUCCUUAUCAUUCAGCACCACGCAACAUUCUUGAGUAAUCGGAUUAUCGUAUAAUGUUGCUGCAGGAAAGUUACCGUCGUCGCGUCUCCAUCCAAAGAAAAAAAAAAUCACAAAACGAUCGGGCUUAUAUUAUUGAUUGUGCGACGGUUUUCUUAUUGUUAGCCGCAAUGGUGAAUUUGUGAUGUUAUUAUACAAUUGUUACCUAUUUUUUAUAGCCUUCUUUUAUAGCCUCGUGACGGAGUUCGCAGAAUGCUAAGUUUUGUAACGCAAUUUUUUACAUUCACUACGAUUUUGCGGCCUCAGAAAUGUUUUAUUACAUCACAAUUUUAAGAAACUUGUGAUUAAGUGUCGAUCUUAAAUCUCUUAAAAAACUGCGAUGAUGUGAUCGAGUAGGUAUUUUUCAGCCUGAAACCAUAUCCAGAAAAUAAAGAAUAAUAAUUCUUUUCUUUGGAUUCUUUUGCUGGACUGUAUAGUAAUAUAAUAUUUAAUUUCCGUUGAGAAUCAUUAUGAUUGUUGUUAUUGUUACCCAGCAGCUGAUCCGAGCAGCUGCACAAACGCGACGGUAAAAUUCCGAGUAUGAUUAUUAUCAAUCGAGGUCAGCAGCUCUCGCACGGACGAUUUUCGCGCGCAGAUUGCCUGGUCUCGGAGCCGGUUUCGAUCUUGUUUCACAGGAACGCGAAAUCAAUCCCUACGUAGCGGAUGUUCCAGAGGAGACGGAAAACAGAGGGUACAUGGAGGGGUGGGCAAAUUACUGAGGCGCGGCGAAAAAAAGUCUAAAAUUUUACUAUGUUCGUUUUCUUAUAUUUCUUGGCAAUGUAAAACUCAUGAAAACUUCACGGAACUUUAGACCAGCGUUUCAAUUUUGAUAAUAAAGUUUCUUCUUUCCCUAUUCGAUACACUAAACAUCUUUUUGCAAAAUAUGAGCCUUUUAAUGAUUGCGACCUUCUAGAGAUUUAAUCUCGUUGAUCUGAAUUAGAGAAAACAUCGAGGCAAUCCUUGAACA
Messenger RNA from Temnothorax curvispinosus, 1519 nucleotides. Its product is annotated as kinesin-like protein Klp98A. Lineage: Eukaryota; Metazoa; Arthropoda; Insecta; Hymenoptera; Formicidae. The transcript is spliced from 2 exons. The record is from RefSeq and is a predicted model, not a curated record. The coding region runs from base 322 to 570 and encodes 82 amino acids. Gene Ontology annotation, molecular function: microtubule motor activity; microtubule binding; ATP binding. Gene Ontology annotation, biological process: microtubule-based movement.